AUGGCAGCCGUGUCAGUCCCCAAUGGGGAAGUAAAAUUGGAGAAGAAGCUCGCAGAUAUCAGCCUGGGAGAAGACAAAGCCAAUGAUACAACUGGCACAGCGACUUCUUCUGUUGCCGCCUCACUUCGAGAAAAGCCUGCUGGGCCAUUGAAGACCCCAAUCGUCGAUCCAGUCGAAUCUGCCGUUCCAGACCCUCCCGCAACCCUCACAGCCGACCAGCAAUCCAAAUACGAGUCGUUAUUAGAGACUGUCAAGUCAUGGGAGGAAGUGCCGUCUACAACAGGGAAAAAUGGGCCUGUGACCGAGGAUGAGAUCAUGUGGUUGUCGAAAGAAUGUCUCCUACGAUAUCUUCGCGCUACAAAAUGGCACACCGCAGACGCAGCAAAGCGUAUACUGGGCACACUCACAUGGAGGCGUGAAUAUGGGGUUGACGAUCUGAGUGCAGAUGCAAUUUCACCGGAGAACGAGACGGGAAAGCAGCUUAUUUUGGGAUACGACAUUGCGGCUAGACCAUGCCAAUAUCUCAAUCCGGGCAGACAGAAUACGGAACCCAGCCCGCGGCAGGUACAGCAUCUGGUAUUUAUGGUGGAACAGUCAAUUCAGUUAAUGGUACCUGGACAAGAGACAUUGGCUUUAUUGAUCAACUUCAAGAGCUCGAAGAGCAGGUCAAAUACAGCACCCGGGAUUGGACAGGGUAGGGAGGUAUUGAACAUCCUUCAGACACAUUACCCGGAGAGGUUGGGACGGGCUUUGAUCAUAAAUGUCCCAUGGGUCGUCUGGGGUUUCUUUAAAUUGAUCACGCCGUUCAUUGACCCAUUGACUAAGGAGAAGUUGAAGUUCAAUGAUAACAUGCGGAAUCAUGUUCCACCUCAGCAGUUGUGGAAAGAGUUUCAGGGCGAUCUUGACUUCGAAUAUGACCACGAUGUCUACUGGCCGGCGCUUAUAAAGCUCUGUGUAGAGAAACGCUCCGAGCAACGAGCACGUUGGGUGAAGGCAGGAAAGCAUUAUGGAGAGAGCGAGGUGUACAUGAGGGGAGGAGAUGCUCCAAGUGUUGGAUCAGUAACGGGCAAGGAGGCAGGUGAUGUGCCAGACAAUACUUCAGAGAAGGGAAAGGAGGCUGAAGUACCGGUGAAGGAAUAA
Messenger RNA from Lachnellula hyalina, 1140 nucleotides. Its product is annotated as CRAL-TRIO domain-containing protein. The record is from RefSeq and is a predicted model, not a curated record. Bases 1 to 1140 code for a protein of 379 amino acids. Gene Ontology annotation, molecular function: phosphatidylinositol transfer activity. Lineage: Eukaryota; Fungi; Ascomycota; Leotiomycetes; Helotiales; Lachnaceae. The transcript has 2 exons.